AUGCUCAACAAUAUAUCCGUCGGUGGCUCGAUACAUACCAGCACAGGAACAAAGGACCUUCACGCGCAGGAUCUGAAGCGACACGAUAAAUUGGACGGCGUCUUGGGAGUGAAUCUUGGCGGUGGCCUCUCAGCCGGUGGAGGCCUCACCCUGCCCCAGGAAUUAAUCAUGACGAUGCCCGGCACAGGUGGAAACGCCUGCACGGUGAUCGACGACAAGCCGGCAAAACAAAAGCGACACAGGACGAGAUUUACACCAGCCCAGCUGAACGAGCUCGAGAGGUGUUUCACCAAGACCCACUACCCGGACAUUUUUCUCAGGGAAGAGAUCGCCAUGAGAAUCGGACUCACCGAGAGCAGAGUCCAGGUGUGGUUUCAAAAUCGCCGAGCAAAGUGGAAGAAGCGCAAGAAGUCAACCAACGUGUUCAGAUCGCCGGGCUCCCUGCUGCCGUCCCACGGGCUUCCGCCCUUCGGCGCCAUGAGCUCCGAGCUCUGUGGCGCCGCCGGGAUGUUUCACGCGCCCACCGAUCGAUGGGGAAUGGCUCCAGGUCUGGGCCAAUUGAGCCAAGGUGGCAUGAGUAUGGGCGGUUUUGGCCAGAGUCUAGGCCAGCUGGGCCAACAGAGCUCGGGGAGCUUGGGCACGAGUCUCGGGCUAGGAAACAGUGGCCAGCUCAUUAGCAGUCCCUCGCAGACGGUCUAUCAGGCCAGCUAUGGAUUGAACACUCUUGGUGGCGUACACAUGUCAGCCUCGCGAGGCUCGCCACCGAGCGGUAGUUCCUCAGUCGGUGGUGGCUCCGUCCAGAGCAGCGGUGGUGGCGGUCUCAGUUCAGCUUCGUUGAGCUGUGGAGGCCAGAGUUCGCCCAACAGCACUGGCGGAGGUGCUGGGAACGGCGGUGCAAGUGCCACGGGUACGAACAACGGCGCCAACUCCUGCGACAGCGAGACGGACUGGCGAGGGGCCCACAGCAUUGCUGCUCUGAGGCGCAGAGCCUCCGACGCCACCCAGCAACAACAGUACAGUCCGCAGCCGACGGGACUACCACCCGGGCCACCGCCUCAGUAUUCGCAUGACAUCGAGUACAGUUCGGUGUAUUAA
This is a messenger RNA of Copidosoma floridanum, 1095 nucleotides long. It is a transcript of the gene otp, whose product is annotated as orthopedia homeobox. Gene Ontology annotation, molecular function: DNA-binding transcription factor activity, RNA polymerase II-specific; DNA binding. Gene Ontology annotation, biological process: neuron differentiation; regulation of DNA-templated transcription. The record is from RefSeq and is a predicted model, not a curated record. Lineage: Eukaryota; Metazoa; Arthropoda; Insecta; Hymenoptera; Encyrtidae.